GAACUGUUUCCUUUUGGUAUUGAUCAGUGGCAUUACAAUUACAUCAUUGAGAAAAAAAUUUUAUAAUGGGAUAUAUUUCAUUUGUGUGAAUUCCUCCCAAGUUAGGCUCUCCGACCUUUCAACCAUCUCCUGCGCUUUGAAGUGUGACAUAUUAGUAUUUUGUGGAUUUUACGUUUCCAACCGAAGACGAUCCCCUCCCUUGUUUGCCUUUAUUUCAUUUACUUUCGCCAGAACUCGAAGGUACUGGUAUUCUUUGUUCGCAUUACUGCCAGUGUGCUUAAAACGCCUUGCACACGUCACAAAUCUACGAACGCUACAUUCUCCAUACUUCGCUCUAUCACGCCUACAACAUCGUGCAAGGAAAUCAAAUGAAUGUGUCACAUUAACUCCAUAUACUUAACCCUUUCUUUGAUUGUUUGAAAUGGCCUUUUUCUGCUGCGGAGGGGCCGAAAAGGACGAAGUUACCGUGGCAAACCGCCCUAAAGAUAAUAGAAACACUUCCGCCGGCAAACAAAAGGCAAACGAAGGCCCAGUCACGUCUUCCCCACCUAGAACACAACUGAGAACUCCAAAUCUAUCAGGUCUUUCUACGGGUGACGAGAAGCAGCGUGUUUUCGGGCCGGCUGAGGCUCGUGUCGUUGCGUCUAGCAUGAUCCCAGCGAUGCCCGACGGAACUUACGACCAAAAGUCAGGACCUCCCCCUGGUUAUCACGACGGAGCGCACCAUGAAAAUACUCAAGUUCCACCUGAUAACCCACCUCCUUACCACAACUGGGAAGAAGCUGUGCCAGAUACGGCAAUGUUUCCUCCUCCCCCGAUUGGAGGGUAUCUAUAUUCUAAUACGGGAAAUGCAUCAGAAGCGGAUGCUGAUCGAGCUCAUGACUUCUGUGAUAAUAUCCCGUUGUGGACACCAUGCAUGCCAUCAGAUGCGGUAUACAAUUCAGUUCAAAAUUUUGACCUCCGACCUGUUAGACCUCAAGAGUACAACGGGCAUCUAGAAGUUGUUGGCCAAGGGAUGUGGAGAGGACGCACUCAGGACCAGAAUGGAGACUGUAUUCUGUUGACGGGUUUACCAUUGUACUUUCCAGCAAAGGAUUCGCCGCUAAUCACAGAACGAACGAAGACGAUAUACUUCGAAGCGAAACUUCUUGCCCAGUACGAUGGAAUCAAGGGCCAAGUUGGUGGGUUUUCCAUCGGUUUUGCAGCUCAACCAUACCCCACAUGGCGAUCACCUGGAUGGGAACGGGGAAGCGUGGGCGUUUUCUCCGAUGAUGGCUGCAGAUUUGUGAACGAUUCAUGGGGUGGGAUGGAGUUUACUAGCGCAUUCAAAGUUGGGGAAACGGUUGGAUUAGGAAUGAAGUUCUCAUUACCGUCUCCAGAGUCGUUAACAAUAUCCCAAACCAAUGGGACACCCACAACUCUUCCGGUAGAGGUAUUCUUCACACGGGAUGGAAAAGUUGUAGGGAGCUGGGAUCUACAUGAGGAGGUCGAUGAGGAUGCUGGUGGAGUUAGGGGUCUAGAGGGCGAUUUUGAUCUCUAUGGUGCGCUUGGGUUAUUCGGGGGCGUCGAGUUCGAAGUAUGCUUUAAUCGUUCUGGGUGGUUGUGGGUUCCUCCGACUUCGUAGUCAUAUAUUCACUCUUUAUUUUUCUUCCUUUAUAUUUUUGUUUUCUUGUAUAUUCCAGCACCAUUGUUGAGAUGCGUGCAAAUAAAUAGGCGUAUACACAUAGGCAUUCCCAUCUCCUUCAAUGUCAGUAUUACCCACCAUUUUAGAAAA
Molecule: messenger RNA, 1774 nt
Organism: Histoplasma capsulatum G186AR
Lineage: Eukaryota; Fungi; Ascomycota; Eurotiomycetes; Onygenales; Ajellomycetaceae
Exons: 1
Coding region: 422-1624 (400 amino acids)
Source: RefSeq, a predicted model, not a curated record